AUGGACGGCCUGGACAAUGCCACCCUGCUCCUUGACCCGUCCUCGCUUCUGCCGGACAACUUUACCCUGUCGCCCAACGCCAGCAGCCCGAGCACCGGUACCCUCUCGCCUCUCACUGCCGCCUCCAGCCCCGGCCCCGGGCUCAGCCUCGCUCCGAGUUCGAGCAUGGGUUUCAGCCCCGAGCCGACCCGGACUCCAGAGCCCACGAGCAGCAGCCUCGCAGUCAGCGUGGCGGGCCAUGGCUCCUCCGCCUUCCCCCAGCCCUGGGUCCCCCACGAGACUCCGUUCUGGGACACACCGCUCAACCACGGGUUGAACGUGUUCGUUGGAGCCGCCUUGUGCAUCACCAUGCUGGGUCUGGGAUGCACCGUAGACGUGAACCACUUCGGGGCACACGUCCGGCGGCCCGUGGGCGCGCUGCUGGCGGCGCUCUGCCAGUUCGGCUUCCUGCCGCUGCUGGCCUUCUUGCUGGCCCUCGCCUUCAAGCUAGAUGAGGUGGCCGCGGUGGCGGUACUCCUGUGUGGCUGCUGUCCGGGUGGAAAUCUCUCCAACCUUAUGUCCCUGCUGGUGGACGGUGACAUGAACCUCAGCAUCAUCAUGACCAUUUCCUCCACGCUUCUGGCCCUGGUGUUGAUGCCCCUCUGCCUCUGGAUCUACAGCCGGGCUUGGAUCAAUACCCCUCUGGUGCAGUUGCUCCCGCUAGGGGCAGUCACCCUGACUCUCUGCAGCACCCUCAUUCCUAUUGGGCUGGGCGCCUUCAUUCGGUACAAAUACAAUCGGGUUGCUGACUACAUCGUGAAGGUUUCCCUGUGGUCUCUGCUAGUGACCCUGGUAGUCCUCUUCAUAAUGACUGGCACCAUGUUGGGACCCGAACUGCUGGCAAGUAUCCCGGCAGCUGUUUAUGUGGUCGCCAUUUUUAUGCCCCUGGCAGGCUAUGCCUCGGGCUACGGCUUAGCUACUCUCUUCCACCUUCCCCCCAACUGCAAGAGGACUGUCUGUCUGGAAACGGGAAGUCAGAAUGUGCAGCUCUGUACGGCCAUCCUCAAACUGGCCUUCCCGCCACGCUUCAUAGGAAGUAUGUACAUGUUCCCCCUGCUGUACGCCCUCUUCCAGUCUGCAGAAGCAGGGGUUUUGGUUUUACUAUACAAAAUGUAUGGAACUGAGAUUCUGCAUAAGCGAGAUCCCCUGGAUGAAGAUGAGGACACAGAUAUUUCUUACAAGAAACUGAAAGAAGAGGAAAUGGCGGACACCUCCUACGGCACAGUGGGAGCAGAGGACUUAGCCAUGGUGGAGACUACCCAGACCUCCCUCUGA
Messenger RNA from Arvicola amphibius (Eurasian water vole), 1314 nucleotides. It is a transcript of the gene Slc10a4, whose product is annotated as solute carrier family 10 member 4. Bases 1 to 1314 code for a protein of 437 amino acids. Gene Ontology annotation, biological process: bile acid and bile salt transport. Gene Ontology annotation, cellular component: membrane. Gene Ontology annotation, molecular function: bile acid:sodium symporter activity. The transcript has 3 exons. NCBI's taxonomy places the organism in Eukaryota, Metazoa, Chordata, Mammalia, Rodentia, Cricetidae. The record is from RefSeq and is a predicted model, not a curated record.